AUCAACUGCAACGGCUUCACCCUCAGUGACCAAAGAGGACUGCAGGCUGUUGGUGUGGGAAUCUUCCCCAACCUCUGCCAGGCCAACCACGACUGCUGGCCCAACUGUACUGUCAUCUUCAACAACGGCAAUCAUGAGGCUGUAAGGUCAAUGUUCCACACACAGAUGAGGAUCGAGCUGCGGGCACUGAGCAAGAUUUCUCCAGGAGACGAGCUGACUGUUUCCUAUGUGGAUUUCCUCAACGUGAGCGAGGAGCGGCGGAAGCAGCUGAAGAAGCAGUAUUACUUCGACUGCACCUGCGAGCACUGCAAGAAGCAGAUCAAGGAUGACCUGAUGCUGGCAGUGAAGGAGGGAGAAAGCAAGCCCUCUGCAGAGACAGUGAAGGAAGUCACCCAGUUCUCCAAGGACACACUGGAGAAGAUCAACAAGGCUCGUAUGGAGGGACUUUACCACGAAGUUGUGAAGCUCUGCCGUGAGUGCCUGAAGAAACAAGAGCCUGUGCUGGGGGACACAAACAUUUACCUCCUGAGAAUCCUCAGCAUUGCCUCCGAGGUGCUCUCCUACCUCCAGAUGUUUGAGGAAGCAGCUGACUACGCCAAGAGGAUGGUGGAUGGCUACCUGAAAAUAUACCAUCCCAACAAUGCACAGCUAGGGAUGGCCGUGAUGCGGGCAGGAGUGACUCACUGGCACGCUGGUCUCAUUGAAGCAGGACACGGCUUGAUCUGUAAAGCUUAUGCCAUUCUCCUGAUAACCCAUGGACCUUCCCACCCAAUUACCAAAGACCUGGAGGUCAUGCGUGUCCAGACGGAGAUGGAGCUGCGCAUGUUCCAGCAGAAUGAGUUCAUGUAUUAUAAGAUGAGGGAAGCCGCCCUCAAAAACCAAAAGAUUCAAGUCAUGCCUGAGCCCAGCAAUGAGACCUCACCAAGCCUCUUCCACAAGAAGGAGUAAACCUUAAGCUUGGUACGAAUUCAUGCCUGUGGGAUGACAUCACCUGUGGCAUCUCAAAACAUUGGGAAUGUGCUAUAGGAAUAUGAGGUAUCCAUAAUGAUUGUUUCCAGUGGCACCGGUCUGACAGCAUGGAUCUGCUGAGAGAGAGUCCUGAAAAAUCUUCUAAAGGUUCAAAGCAGAAGAGAUCUUGACAGAAACAUCCUUUUUCUACCACUAGCAUGAAAAAUCAAAGCAAAAACCCCUUGCUAUAAAAUUAUUUACAUUCUUAUUGGAAGCCUGUUUCUUUCUACACAAAUCCUG
This is a messenger RNA of Apaloderma vittatum (bar-tailed trogon), 1248 nucleotides long. It is a transcript of the gene SMYD1, whose product is annotated as SET and MYND domain containing 1. Gene Ontology annotation, molecular function: protein binding. The record is from RefSeq and is a predicted model, not a curated record. Gene Ontology annotation, cellular component: nucleus. The transcript is spliced from 7 exons. The annotation marks the transcript as partial. Lineage: Eukaryota; Metazoa; Chordata; Aves; Trogoniformes; Trogonidae.